AGUAUCUAAAAUAUUAUGAUUAUUAUCCAAUUAUAAUAUAAUAAUUAUAUACGUAAUAAAAACGACCAAUAAAAAAUUAAAUACAAAACUUAAGCAAAGGAAAAAAGAAAAUACAGUUGGAAGCGUAUGGAGUAGAGAGAGAGAGGGUUUUAUGGUUUGACGGCUUGGCGCCUUGGGUCCGUAUGUGAUUAUGGCUACCGUUAUCCAGCCCACCACCAUUACUGCAGCUUCUCCUCCGCUCUCUCACUUCGCUUCCAAACCCACUUCUCCACUGCCUUCGUCUUCUUCGCAGCUCUCUCUGCAAACCUCUUCUCUUUUUCUAUCCAGCUCUAAAUCCAAAUCUCUUCAUCACCACCACCACCACCACAACUAUGUCUUCUUCGCUGCCUCUGCCACUCAGUCCCUCUUGCCCCCGAAACCUCAACCCCUUUUCACUUCGGGCUCUUUUGAUGACCCUUCUUCUCCGGAAAGCCGUUCUGGCUGUGACAUUCAUGGUUUGUUGGAUUUGCUUCGCCUCUCGGCUCGUUGUGGUGACGUUGAGCUCGCCAAGGCAGUGCACGCUUUCAUUCUCAAAGUCGAAGAAGAAGAUAUCUUCCUGAGUAAUGCUCUAAUUGCGGCUUAUGUCAAGCUCGGCCUUGUUGUUGAGGCUUACAGGGCGUUCAGGAGCAUUUCUUCCCCCAAUGUGGUGUCUUACACGGGGUUGAUAUCGGGAUUCUCGAAGUCGAAUCGGGAAGAUGAAGCGAUAAAGCUGUUCUUUCGGAUGAGGAGUUCGGGUAUCGAGCCUAAUGAGUAUAGCUUUGUUGCAAUUUUGACUGCUUGCAUACGGAUUUUGGAGUUGGAAUUGGGAUUUCAAGUUCAUGCCUUGGCCGUCAAAAUGGGAUACUUGGAUUCUGCUUUCGUUUCGAAUGCGCUUAUGGGUUUGUAUGGUAAGUGUCGGUGUAUGGACUUAGUGCUUAAGUUGUUCGAUGAAUUGCCCCAUAGAGACCUCGCGUCCUGGAAUACUGCUAUAUUCAGUUUGGUGAACGAGUUCGUGUAUGGUAAAGCAUUUGAAUUUUUCCGCGAAAUGCGGCGAAAUGAUGGGCUUGGAGUUGACCACAUCACAGUCUCUACCCUUCUAACUGCUUGUACAGAUAGUAAUGCUUUGGUAGAAGGCCAAGAAAUCCAUGCCCACGCCAUCAAGUUUGGUUUGGAGACCAAUUUAAGCGUUAGCAAUGCACUUAUUGGGUUUUAUACCAAGUGUGGGAGUGUAAAAGACGUGAUGGCUUUGUUUGAAAGGAUGCUUGUUACAGAUACAAUUACAUGGACAGAAAUGAUUACAGCAUACAUGAAAUUUGGGUUGAUGGAUUUGGCUUUAGAGGCAUUUGAGAAGAUGCCGGAGAGAAAUUCUAUUUCUUAUAAUGCCCUUUUGACAGGGUUUUGUAAAAAUGAGUUAGGCUGGAAAGCGCUAAAUUUAUUCACAAAUAUGGUUGAGGAAUGCAUAGAAUUAACAGAUUUCACGUUGACUAGUGUUGUUAAUGCAUGCGGACUGAUUACAGAUCGUAAAGUUAGUGAGCAGAUUCAUGGGUUCAUUGUCAAAUGUGGUAUUGGGUCAAAUACAUGUAUUGAAGCAGCAUUGCUUGAUAUGUGCACAAGGUGUGGUAGAAUGGCAGAUGCCAAAAAGAUGUUCAAGCGGUGGCCAGUUCACCUAGACAGCUCAGUAGUUUUGACAUCAAUGAUUUGCGGUUAUGCUCGAAAUGGGCAACUGGACGAGGGAAUUUCUCUUUUCCAACUUAGUCAAUCAGAAGGAACAAUGGUUGUGGAUGAAGUCGCAUCAACUUCAGUACUUGGUCUUUGUGGAAGUAUAGGAUUCCAUGAUAUGGGGAAGCAAAUGCACUCCCUUGUUAUUAAAUCUGGUUUUCUAACUGAUUUAGGGGUUGGAAAUGCCAUAGUUAGCAUGUAUGCUAAGUGUUGGAACAUGGAGGGAGCAAUCAAGGCAUUUGAGACGAUGGCUGAGCACGAUGUAGUAUCCUGGAAUUGUCUAAUUGCUGGUCACCUUCUCCACAGACAGGGUGAUGAGGCAUUGGCCGUCUGGUCAAAGAUGGAGAAAACAGGCAUUACUCCAGACAAGAUCACCUUUACUUUAAUUAUUUCAGCUUAUAGACACACUAAAGCCAAUUUAGUUGAUAAUUGCCGUAGUUUGCUCUUCUCAAUGAAAACAAAUUAUGAUAUUGAGCCCACCUCAGAGCAUUUUGCAUCUUUUGUUGGAGUUUUGGGUUACUGGGAUCUACUGGAAGAAGCAGAGGAAAUGGUUAGUAAGCUGCCAUUUGAGCCUGAUGUGUCUGUGUGGCGUUCUUUGCUUAACAGUUGUAGAAUCCGUUUGAAUACAGCCAUGGGAAAACGGGUUGCAAAGCGGAUAUUGGCAAUGGAGCCAAACGAUCCAUCUACCUACAUACUUGUUUCAAAUCUGUAUUCUGCAUCUGGGAGAUGGCAUUGCUCUGAAAUGGUGAGGGAGGUUAUGAGAGAAAGAGGAUUUCGGAAACUCCCAGGUCAAAGUUGGAUUGUUCAUCAGAACAAGAUAUAUUCAUUCUAUGCGAGGGAUAAAUCCCAUCCCCAAGUAAAAGAUAUCUACAGUGGAUUAGAAAUUCUAAUCUUGGAAUGCCUAAAAGCUGGCUAUGUGCCAGACACAAGCUUUGUUCUUCAUGAAAUAGAGGAGCAUCAAAAGAAAGAUUUUUUGUUCAAUCACAGUGCAAAACUCGCAGCAACCUUUGGGCUUCUGAUGACCAAGCCAGGAAAACCUGUUCGAGUAGUGAAGAACAUUGUUCUAUGCGGGGACUGUCAUACAUUCCUGAAAUAUGUUUCCAUCGUCACUAGAAGAGAGAUUUUUGUUAGAGAUGCUUCUGGUUUUCAUUGUUUUUCAAGUGGUCAGUGUUCGUGCAAAGAUUACUGGUGAUAGCUCUGAAGACUGGUUAACACAGAUCUUGUAAAGGAUUGGAACUUACAUAUAUAUAUUUUUUUAGACUGAUUGAGUAGUUUCAAACCAUUGUAUCAUACUUGUAACUGUAACAAAUACGAAAUUAAUGAAAUUUUAAUUUCUGAUA
Messenger RNA from Ziziphus jujuba (common jujube), 3077 nucleotides. Its product is annotated as pentatricopeptide repeat-containing protein At5g03800. The transcript has a single exon. The coding region runs from base 191 to 2929 and encodes 912 amino acids. Lineage: Eukaryota; Viridiplantae; Streptophyta; Magnoliopsida; Rosales; Rhamnaceae. Gene Ontology annotation, molecular function: zinc ion binding; protein binding; RNA binding. Gene Ontology annotation, biological process: RNA modification. The record is from RefSeq and is a predicted model, not a curated record.